Messenger RNA from Umbelopsis ramanniana AG, 431 nucleotides. RefSeq lists its product as uncharacterized. The record is from RefSeq and is a predicted model, not a curated record. Lineage: Eukaryota; Fungi; Mucoromycota; Umbelopsidomycetes; Umbelopsidales; Umbelopsidaceae. The coding region runs from base 132 to 308 and encodes 58 amino acids. The transcript has a single exon.
CUCUGCAGUCAGCUCGGUUCCUCUCUAUCCUGCGCGCCACGCCGCUGAUAACCUGACUUCACGAGAAUAUGACGUUGGUAUUGAUAGCAAUCCUGUGGUAACCCCUACGGCUGUGACUUCAGGGCCCAGCCAUGCUUGGGCAUAACUUCUGUGUCGUGCUCAACUAUCAUGUAACUUUAUGCAUUUCCCUUUUUUUUUUUUUUCUUUGCCGUCUUCUUUCUUACAUUAUACUUCCCCCUUCUGCUGUCCCCUACCUCAACCACCGCCUUGUAAAUAUGGCCUUAAACGCCUCUCGCCUUUCUCUAUAAUCCUCUUCACAUUGCGAAUUUUCCUUUUUUUUUUUCCUUUUCUCAAAUACAAAAGAAAGGUUAUGACCUCCGCCUUCGUUGCAAUUGGAAACUCUCAAGUAUGAAAAAUUUAGUAAUGCUUGC